AUGGCCUCGGAAUGUCGCUCGAUCGCCAGCUUCUCCCAUACUUUUCCUACUAUACACAGAGCCAAUCUACCGCCUGAGCAACCCCAAGGGCGCUUCGGCUAUGCAGACGACACUGCCGUCCUUUGCGUCGGAGACUCCCUGGAGGAGACUGCCCACAGAGCGUCGAAACAUGUUCACGAACUCAUGACAUGGGGCACCGCGAACGCGAUAACCUUCGACCCCAAGAAGACUGAAGUCAUGCACUUCUCCCGAACUACACCGAGGAAUGCACCUCCAGUCUUCCAUGGCGAGGUAGAAAAGCGGCCAGGCUCAGCCAUGCGGUGGCUCGGCAUCUGGCUUGACAGCACCCUGACGUUCAAGACGCACGUCGAGAAGUGGACUGCCAAAGCGCAAGCAGUGGCCUACCAUCUCAAGGAGGCGUGGUACCCGGGCAUGACCUGCCCGCGAUGGAAUAAGCCGGCAAAGGAAGGGCCAUCAAGAAUACGGCACCUCAUCCGGCGGAUGGACAAGUCGCUCAACACGGCCAUGCGAGCCAUCCUCCCGGUCUGGAAGACGACGCCGCUCAGCGCCAGGCACCGGGAGGCGGGCAUACCGCCAGUUUCGCACCUGCUCCAGGCGUGUCGAACGCGCUUCGCAGCCCGUCUCAAGUCCUCGACGAAGCGCACCCGCUUGCGGUGCGCCAGGCCAGACCUUCUCGCACAAUCGGCGGCAAACUUCGGCGAGUGGCUCCAAUCAGUUGCUCCACGGACAGCAAUCGUCUACUCGGACGGAUCCCUCUCCCGGAGGGAGCCGCGGGUACGGCUAUGCGACCAGAUUGUCGUAUGCCUCGAUAACCUCGCGGUCGCGACGUGUCUUCAAGGCAUGCCGUCAGAUUCCUCCCAGAAGGAGUUCCUGGAAUUCCAGGCCUUGGCCGCAGAACAUGGUGCCACUGAGAUCCGCUGGAUCCCCGGCCACACCAACAUCCCAGACGCUCUCCCGACGCUGGCAUAUCUGCGCAAGGUCGCUAGGCAGCGACCAAAAGACGCAUUCAAAGCCUGGUGGAAGUUUCUGCACCCCAACAGUACAGGCAAGAACCCACCACGGGACUUCGCUGAUUACCACGAAAGGUUGAACCACGACGAUGCGCGACUGACGUGCUCAUGCGGCAGCAACCGCUUUCCUCCUUCCCCCUUUGUUUGCACACACACCCAUUUUCUCUUACCGACUCGGCCGGGCGGAGGGUGCUCUCCGGAACCGGCCCUGUGA
Molecule: messenger RNA, 1245 nt
Organism: Hirsutella rhossiliensis
Lineage: Eukaryota; Fungi; Ascomycota; Sordariomycetes; Hypocreales; Ophiocordycipitaceae
Product: Endonuclease/exonuclease/phosphatase
Exons: 9
Coding region: 1-1245 (414 amino acids)
Source: RefSeq, a predicted model, not a curated record